Molecule: messenger RNA, 9378 nt
Organism: Dermacentor andersoni
Lineage: Eukaryota; Metazoa; Arthropoda; Arachnida; Ixodida; Ixodidae
Product: sialin-like
Biological process (GO): transmembrane transport; monoatomic anion transport
Cellular component (GO): membrane
Molecular function (GO): transmembrane transporter activity
Source: RefSeq, a predicted model, not a curated record
UUGAUGAGCAAUGGCGAUGGCUGUGAAUUAUAACAUAAAGGAAGUAGGGUAAAUCUGUGUGUCGGCUGUCUGUACAGGCCCCAACGUUGAGCUACAAUCACGUGAUCAAGUAGCAGGUAAGGAAGGAAAACAUGGAGAAGGAAAGGCAGGGAGGUUAACCAGUUUAGCUCAACCAAGUGGCAGGUAGAUAGAGUAUACUAGAUACUAUCUCCCUCACCGAGGGUGUGCAAAAGCCUUUCUAAGUGUUCAGAUGAACCUCCCGCCUCUAGUGGGUGGACACGACCCAGGCGCUGUGCCUGAACGCAGGGGUUCUUUGGAACGCGGUAUUGCAUGAAAUUAUCACUGCAAUAUUUCAUCGCGUUCUCUGUGUGACAAUGCAGAGCUAUUUCAACUGAAAGAGUCUGAUACCUCACAUUUGACGUAUACAGCAGUGACGUCGUGCAGCAUAUGUGCCACGUCUUUUUUUUUCUUUUCUGAUAAUUUUUUUUUCGUUCAGCUGAAAUCUCAUGUGCAUUUAUGAUGAGCUCGCUGGCGGGUGAGGGAUGCCAGUCUAGACAGGUGUGUGGCACUUGGCGAAUGCCAGUAAGGGUAAGGUCGGGAACGCUGACCACUUCAAAGCCAGCUCUCAUGUACAUCCGGCCGCAAAAGCUCACAGGACAUGCGUUCCACGACAAAUCCGAAUUUCUGCGCUGUUAAGGCAUGACGCCUCCAAAUUAAUGGGUCAUUCUGUAUAGGUUGCAAAUGCUACUGCAACGUGAAACUUUGAAUUCAAGCCUAUGUACGCUAGCUACGCGGGAGUUAAACUUUCUUUUUUUGUGUGUUAUGCAAAUCUCGUGUCCCUUGAACUUUUGCGGUCGUCUUUACGUGCCGAAUGGGUCAGUGGGCAGAUCGUGCGCGGGGCUGUACAACCCUGUUGACACCGGCUCGCCGCGCACUUUUGCAACUUUUGCCGUUCCGACUUAUUAUUGCAGGACCAACAUUCCUGCGUCGUCUACUUCCGAAAAUGCGACAUCGACGGACAGCGGCGGCAAUGGAGGCAAAUGCUUUCACAGAUGAGUUCUCCUAUUGCUAAUUUAGCUUAUUUUGUAGGAGGCUGUCACGCACGAAAGGCAAGAACUAAAUCGGCAGGAAAGAAAUUACAAUUGCGGUUGGGUGGAGGAGGAGGCGACACUCACCUAAGGUGGCAAGUAACAAAAAGAAAGAAAGAAAGAAACAAACCUAGGGACUAAAUAGGAAAGAGAGAUAUGAUAGGGGAUAGGGCACAUUUAAAUUUAGUAUAUAAUCACAAUAUCCUUACUGCGCAAAUAGGGUGCAUGACAGACAGCAAAUGGAGGUGCAAUGAACGCCGAAACCUGCAUAGGUUGUUGGAAAAUGGAUGUAUUUAUGAGUGGUGGUGAACGUUCAUCUGAAGUCGCUAGCGAAGACGGCAUUGCAUAUAGUAAACUAUCUGAUUUUUCUUAAAUUCAAGGGUGUUUUUCUUUAGCGUUUGUAGAACCACCCUCUUUCCUACGGUGACCUGAAGCCGACGUUAUCAUGCAGCUACUAGUAGGUAUGUGUGUGAAAUGAGGCAUCGCCUAGUUUCAUUUAAUUGCACGAGGUCGGAAUGCCCUAGGAAUGACAACAACAAAGCGUGAUCAUUCUUCUAAUUUGCGUAUGCUUCUGACCGAGGUAAGAUGCACAACGGCAGGAAAGUCGAGAGCCUAAUACACAAAAGAAAGACAAAAAAAAAAGAAAGAAAACAGGCGGAAAAGAAAAGCAGCACCGCUGCGCUCAAGAUAACGCGGCUAACGAAUUUCACUUAAAUUAGGAAAUUCUGCCCUCGCGUGUGACAAUUCUUCUCUUGCAGUUCUUUUGCACUUAUUUUGCACGCGCGGUUGUCUUUUGCUACUUACAUCUAUUUAUGCAAGAUUUUCGACUCUCCGAACUGGUAAGGGUACACGGCCCACGGUGCCAUUACAUUUCCUAGUAUUGUCCCAACAGCUGCGACGUAUCGGUACUGCACUAAAUCGCGGAGCGACGCAACCAAGCGCGUUCUUUUCUUUUUCUUUUUCUUUUGCUGACGUGGGCAUGAAGUGGAAACCGCGGCGAACGCUUUCCAGACAUGCCGGCUCUCAAGGUUGGGUAAGCAUCAUCGCUCAGCCGUCCAGGUUAAGCUUCGGAAGCGCAUAAUCGUGGUAUGCGGCGGAGCGCAAUAAAUGUGACGAACCGCGAGAAGCGAACAGUCGGUGCACCGCGAGCCUUCCCGCGAAAGUGAGAGCAUAAAAACUCGCGCGAAAAAGAGCGAGAGCGCGCGUUUUCUCUCUUUCACCGAUAGCGCGCGGGGACCCGCACGGUUAAAGCCACGCUCUCGGGCACUCGCGCCGACGUUGCGGAGUCGUCGUCGCCCGCUGUCGCAGUCGUCACAGGCGCAUCGCGCCCGACCUUUUUCCUGCCCGCCUUCAGCGUCAUCCUUUCUCCCCGCAGAAGGCGUGUGCCGCUCUCUUUCGCCGCAGCGAAGCGCGAAGCGUCGGCGUCGUGAGCGCGGUUCUCGGCUCCGUUCCCUGGAGCGUUGUCACUCUCGGAACGUGGAGGUCUCUGGCGUACCGGUGGUGUCGGUGGACUGCGUGCGACUGGUGGACUUCCAGUCUGCUUUUGGCGCCGGUGAAGUUUAGUGCGCCGUCCUAGCCCCAUAGCUGUCUCGGCUGCGCUCUCCUACUACUGAUGAAACGGUGACGCAGCCUCGCGGGAGCAACACCUGUCGACUCGAACCUGUUCGAAGGUCUUCGUCGGAAGAAAGAAGCGGAGACGUCUUCUGCUCUUCCAGCAGCAACAGCGCCAUGACGGUAGCGGUCAUCACAAAAGAUGGCCUGGCGAUCGGAGCACCGGACAGCGGAAAUGGGAACAACGUGAAACAUGGAGAUAGACGACUGAGCGAUGCCAGCAGCCAUGGCGGCCAGGGAUGCUCGGUGCAGUGUCGCUACGUGCUCAUCGUGCUGGGCUUCCUGGGCCUGGCCAACGUGUACGGCAUGCGGGUCAACCUCAACGUGGCGCUGGUCGCCAUGGUCAACCACACGGCUGUACAGGAGACGACCAAGCCCAGCGACUGUCCGCUGCCCACGACGCACCUGCACGGCGUGGCCCAGACGCCGGCCAACGCGACUAGCCACGGAACAAAAACUGGGCAACAGGACGGCCCGUUCGUGUGGGACCCAGUGACCCAGGGCGUCAUCCUGGGCGCCUUCUACUAUGGCUACAUAGUGACGCCCAUCCCCGGCGGACGGCUGGCCGAGAGGUGCGGUGCCAAGUGGCUCUUCGGCUUGGGCACGCUGUUCACCGGGCUGCUGUCCCUCCUAAUACCGGUGGCGGCCCACGCCGGUGUCUCCUACCUGAUCGCCGUCAGGGUGCUCCAGGGCAUCGGAGAGGGCGUGACGUAUCCGGCCAUCGAGGCCCAAGUGGCGCACUGGAUCCCUGUAAAUCAGCGGGCCACCGCUGUCUCUCUCAUUCACACGGGGGGCUUCUUCGGCGUCGCCAUGGGAAUGUACAUCUCCGGGCUGCUGGCCGGCUCGGACUUCCUCGGAGGCUGGCCGUCCGUGUUCUACGUUUUCGGCUUGUGGACGUGCGUGUGGUUUUUCUUUUGGAUCUUGUUCACGUCCAACCGUCCAUCCGACCACCGGUGGGCCAGUGCCCGGGAGGUACACAUGAUCGAGGCGGACCUCGGCGAACAGAAGCCCACGCUUGCUCGCAAGACGCCGUGGACCAAGAUGUUCAGCUCGACAGCCGUGCUGGGCGUGGUGAUGGCGCACUUCGGCACCCACUGGCUGCAGUACGUGCUCGUGAGCGAGCUGCCCACAUACCUGGGAACGGUGCUGCACUACGAGAUCGACGACAAUGGCCUCUACUCUGCGCUUCCGUACAUCGGCGCCAUCGUGUCUGGAGCUCUGUCGGGCAUCAUUGCCGACUACCUGCGUAGCCGAGCGCUGAUGUCGCCGACCCGCAUCCGGAAGCUUUUCAAUGGGCUCGCGCACUUGGUUCCUUCGGUGAUGCUGAUGAUCGUGCCCACGGUGGGUGGCUGCAACGGUCCACUCAGCCUGGUGCUCUUCGUGUUGGCCGGAACCGUGCGCGGAGUCAGCGAAGCGGGCUACAUGGCCAUCCCAGUCGACAUGGCGCCAGACUACGCAGGGACAAUUCUGGGUAUCUGCGUGAGCAUCGGCAACACAACCGGCAUCCUGGUGCCAUACAUCACAGGUGUUCUGACAGAGACAAUGAACACUCUGGAGCAGUGGAGCUACUCCUUCUACCUGGCCGGUGUCGUGGGCCUGGUGACGGGGCUGUUCUUCCAGCUGUUCGCCUCGGCCGAAGUGCAGAGUUGGGGGCUCGCCGAAACGACGUUGGACAAGGCGCUGCCACGCGCCACAGAAAAGACGGCGCUGAAAACCUCCAAGCAAGCAACGCCGAGCAUCAACGGUGCGAUCGCACCGUUCGCCGACGGCAAGGAAGCGAGGACUGAGCUGUGAUAUACAAAACCAAUGUCCAUCCUUGCUCGCUGAUUCAUUAUAUCUUCCAAAGAAAGCGGGAGACUUGGACGAGUUUUGCACCGUGAUGCUUUCUUUUCGAUGCGUAUGCCAAAGGAAGUCUGAAGGCGUUCGACAAUGCGUCGCCGCAUCAUGUCCGUUCGCUAAAGGUUACCGGGGACAACGUUGUUUCCAAUGAAAUGGUGAACGCGGAAUGCUGCAAACUUCUUUCGCUCGAAAGUGCAGAAGCCCUUCGCGCGUUUCGACGACGAAAUCGCAGUUCCUUUAUGACAGACAUCCAACGUUAACCCGCUAGCUGCUCCGUGAUAAAAGUGAAUUCCUAUGUGUGUUUAGUACUUGUGCUACAUGUGACAUGCUGUGCUGUAGUGCAAGACUGCGUGAAAGUUUGAUGGAUGCGCUUACGCUCAAGACAGGCAAAGACAGCGCGGUUCUUCCUGCAUACGCACAGGUCAAGCCUUAUCAAGCCAAAAUCAUCUUGACGGCCACCUUUUGGACGUGAACGGCAGCGUACCCUGCGGUGCUUUUACGACAGAACUACACGUCAUCAACUACGUCAUUGUCUACGUUUGUUCGCUGAUGUGUGCUUGUGAUCCCUUCUACUGGGCAGCUCAGUUUUCCCGUACAUGUGCCACAUGUGCAAGAAUGCGUGUAUUACAAAACUGCGUCUGUUGCUCGUAGCAGCCUGGCAGGUUGCAGAAGUGCGCGCCAACGCUAAGACAUCGAGGCCUGUGUCCUCGACGUCGCGAAGUUUCGAUACGUGUGUGAGCUUCGACUGCAGUUUACUUCUGUGCGUGAGUGAUGCGCGCGUGGCUUUGAGGAUGUGCUACACUCGUAGUGGCCGUCAUGCUAUAGCGCACAACAAGAACGGCGCUUUUGUCACGUGUCUACCUGGGCUUAUGGGAGAAAAAAAGACGGCCCGUGGAUAAAAGGUCCCCGUAUGAAAUGUCCCCGGAAGAAAGAACCCCAGUAGAAAUGACCUAUUGUAUAAAGUAGGAAAAGAUGGCCCAAAAAGCCAGCUAGAUGGCAACUCUGAAAACUGCAGUAUUGGGCUGCUAAGCACGAGGUCGCGGGAUCAAAUCCAGGACAUGGCGGCCGCGUUUCGAUGGGGGCGAAAUGCGAAAACGUCCGUGUACUUAGAUUUGGGUGCACGUUAAAGAACUCCAGGUGGUCUAACUUGCCGGAGUCAUAAUCAGACCGUGGUUUUGGCACGUAAAACCCCAUAAUAUAAUUUAAAAUAAUUUAAAACUGCUGCAGUCUAAUGUGCCGUGGAAGUGAUAGAAUACGGCGCAUCGCUAUACAAAAUUGAUUGGCAUAAGAAAACUAUUUUUCUACGGAACGCUAGAAGCAAGCACGGCAUAGCAAAUUACAGAGAGCAAGCGCACAAAUGUAGAUAGACCGCGCGAACGACGUUGUAACCUUGCUCUGAGCGUCUCCGCCUUAUCUCCUACUACGUGGACCAUCCACAGUGCACUGUAGAUGGGACGAUAAAGAAAAAAACAAAGAUAUUUAGCAUUCUGUUGGACGAACAGUGCAGCUUUAACUAGCCUGUGCGAAAGGACAAACGCACAACAUUUCAUGUAUCGCCGAGCUGCUGCCGCUGCUGACUAAAACCGUACGUUAUCUUACUUAGCAGUACAUCUGUUGAUGACAAUUUCGCAAAUUAAUUGCCUGUAAUGUUCAAACAGGUUUCUGUAGAAGUCAUUUGUUUUUACGUGGGGCCGUGUUUCUUUUUCCUAGAAAUUAUUUUUUCCAGGUCAUUUCUUUCGAGGACAUUUUUUCAGAGGAUAUUUUUUUUCCCCCACAUGGGUCUAAUUGUGUUAUACAAGGCGUGCACUGGAGGUCACGAAUGUGACACUCACCGGAUGCGCACUUUUUAUGCAGUCUGGCUAAGAUAUAGUUGCAAGGUGCUUUUUUUGACCACCUGGGGUUCUUUAAUGUGCACCCAAUGCACGGUACACAAUCGUUAUUGCAAGCCUGGAGUUGCCUGUCAGGCAACUCCAGGCUUGGCUAGCACCUGCAGCUUUCGUUGAUUUCCAUCUCUUGCUCAGGGCCCACCGUGCAGCUUCGAGACGUUAAAUCCCAUAAAUUAAUUAACCGCAUCGUCAGAACUGCGAAGCUCUUUUGUGUGAAGCGACAACCACAUGGAGCGUAUUUGGGGCUUAUUUACGGGUGUAGCUUCUGUGCGUCUAUUUCACGGGCGCUUUCACGGCCGACUACAUGUCACAGAGUUAGCUUCCGGUACGUCUUGUUUCUUUUUCGUAGAGUGUGUGUUUACGUACAUAUGGACUCUAUUGUGCUCCAAGGAAACGACUACACAUAGCCGCUGCAGUGCAGUCCUGUACACCGCUUCAUACAUUACAGGAAACACUGUGGAGGCUAGAGAAGCUUUUCACCGUUCACGACCAGCGAAUAUUGCGCGUUACAUGAGUCUAAGAAACAGGAAUGUGCUAUACGUAAUUUGGCGCACCAUUGCCUUCAUACGCUGCAGUCGUAGCUUAUGAAACAUUUGUUAGACAUCACAGAUCUGAACCGAACGACGAGUGGAGGGACAAAGUUUUCGCAGCGCACUGCCGGAAUUCGCGACCAAAACAUAGUGCAUCACGUAUUGUGAUUUCAAGGCACGCAAUGAAUAGGUUAUUUUACGUAUCAUUAGCUAUACACGUUGAGUUCCAGUGCGUAAAGAACACAUUGUUCUGUUGAAGGCAUCAAAGGUUAAUCACAGGUUAAUCCCAACAAAACUCGCGGAGGGAUACAUUUUUGUGACAGCACUACUCGCAUAGCUUCCGAAGGGUUGUCUGCUAUGUAUGAAAUGUAGUAUACUAUUGAUCCUUAUCGUGCAUUUGUGCCGCGUUCGCAUGUCUCUAUUAUUAUUAAAAAAAGAGAUACGACUUAUUGCUGCGAUGACUACGACUGCUGUACGCUGCUUUAUUCAUUAGUCCUUCUUGUCUAUCUUUUCUCUCUCUCUCUCUCUCUCUCUCUCUCUGUGUGUGUGUGUUUAUGUGACAGCGUAAUUAGAGAUAUUGUGCGUGCGUACAGCAAGGCGGAGAGCCACGCAUUAAUUUUGUGUCUGUAUGCGAAAGUGGAGUUUCGACUCAUCACAACACGACUUAGAGCAGCUUGCGCUUAUAGGAGCCGUUGUCUUUUGACCAUCAGAUUUGUUUUAGAAUUUUUUUUCAUUAGCAUUAAUGGAGCGAAAUUUACGCACACUGUUAGAAAUUAAUAUGGUAGGUAUCGGAUGUAUAUAUAGCUAUGUUCAUAUCUAUCUGAUGGCCAUAUAACCUUUUUUGAAAAUAUAUCCACAGAGAGGCCUUAUUUGCAGGGCAUAUAACGUACAACCGCUUGAAGAAAUGCUCUUUCAAAGUUGCUUUACAUUAUUCCGAAAGUUGAUCUGUCACUGUCAUAUCUGCUAUCUUUUUUUGAAUUCAAAUAAAUUCAGCUUAUUUCAUGUUCCAGUGACAUCAAGGGAUGAGACCAAUAAGAAAAAAAUCCUUCAUGGCUGUUUGACGAGCUAGCAGACCCUGUACACAAAGUUUGUGCGCAAAUGCAGUGGUGACAGAGACAGACAGCAUAUAUUAACACCUCUGUCACGAUUGACAAUUAGGGCAAGCAAUACAGACAGACGGGCUUGGGAUCUGCAGCAUAUUUAACAGCAUACAUAAUGGUUUAACACCUUAACAUGUGCAAGUGAGACUUGCAUAUGCCCAUUACAAAGAAAGUAUCAAAAUCUAGAAAAUAUCGAACAUUUCGGGUUUUGAGUUUAUAACUCGAGCAAACACAAGGUACAUAAUAAAAUAUCAUAUAAAUGCAAUGUUGAGUCACAUUGUAUGCUAUAUAGCUCAAGGUUUCUGAUGAGCUUAUACAAACUCGUGUUUUGGUGCAAACUGUUUAAAAAUAUUGGAAUUGUGUUUGAUAACACUUGAGUCCCAUAAUUCAUUCUAGAUAAAGUCCACUUUUCCAUGUGUCUUUUCGUAUGGAUGAAGUUAAACGUUCGUAUUGUGGCCAUACUGUCAAAAAGCAUUUAUUCAGCGUUAUUUUUUUUUUAGCAGCAUUUUGCAUAAGCAUAAUAGGGACAAUGUGCACCUGUACAUGAAUUAUAUUUCAACCUGAGAGAUCAAUUCAUUUUUGAGUGUUAAACACACUUCACGUUGUUUGCUGUUCUUGGGCACAAGUUUCGGCCCUACAUCUGCGAGACCUGCCAUUCGUUAACACUAAACGCAAGUCAGUCUGCGUCUCGGCCCCAGCGGAUAUGCAAGGACUGCACAGUAAAUGUCGAACCAAGUAGUCUAUUUGUUCCUCCUUAAAAGACAUUUUGUCUGUAUAACAAAUUCCGAACGUGGCAAACCAGUGUGUAAUGAACAUUUGUACCUUAAUUGCACAUUACAAAACUGCGACUAAUGUACAAAUGCGUGGGUAUAAACAUAUUGUCGCGCGCUACCAUAUGGAUACGAAUUCGCACCCGGGUCACACCACACGUUUGCACCGGUGCAAAUGAAUUGGUGUGCCUGUGUAUGUGCCAUAAAUGUGAAAGUGGCGAAAUGUGUCUUUAACUGAAAAAAGAAGCUCUAAGGGAAAGAGAGACAGAGACCUUAGGAAACGUAUAACUAUUUGUAACUGAACAAGUUGCUUCAUGCUUUUUCGACGUUUAGGACACGAACUAUAGAGGGGAAAAAUUAUGUGCAUGUCAACUUUCUUUUCGGUAUGGUCGGGGUCCUUAACGCCGAUGAAAGAAUUUGCGAAAGUUGCUGUAUGUUUAGCUAGAUCUCUGAAGCAUUUCGCUUGCGCUAAUUCCUGGAGAGACGUGCACUACAUACUUUGCUGUUUCCCGUGCAUUUAUGCAGAUCAAUAAAGAACACAUGGAAGCUCGUCA